This is a messenger RNA of Coccidioides posadasii C735 delta SOWgp, 2298 nucleotides long. RefSeq lists its product as uncharacterized. Gene Ontology annotation, cellular component: Golgi membrane. Gene Ontology annotation, biological process: intra-Golgi vesicle-mediated transport. The record is from RefSeq and is a predicted model, not a curated record. NCBI's taxonomy places the organism in Eukaryota, Fungi, Ascomycota, Eurotiomycetes, Onygenales, Onygenaceae.
CUAGAAUUAUACAUCAAUGACGACAGCUAGGAAGCCCUGACAGCUGUCUUUGCUGAGUGUUAUCCUCACGGGAAGAUGGACACCCUGGCCGCGUCAGAAAGCGCUGGUGACAAGCCCAAUGUGGACGUUCAACAUGCGGAGAAACCGCAGGAAGAGACCAAAUUCCAAAGAGCAAUAUCGGCCUGGAGAAGUAUCGAUUUGGCAAAUCUCGUCUCCAAGCUCGAUACGACGGCGUCGGAUAUUGUCGCACAUCAACGAGAUUCCCUCGUACAGCGCAAAGAUUUGGCACAGAAGACAAAGGAUUUUAGGAGGCUAGACGAUGCAUCUAAACUUGCCGAAUAUAAGGGCUUGUUGAAGUCCUACCAGGCAUUCAUCGAUCUAUUGACAACUCACGGGAAAGCCUCGUCUUCCGCAUUCUUACAACUCUACUCAGCGUUUUCGGAGGCCCCCGACCCAUAUCCUUUACUUGAAGCGUCGAUCGACUCCCUCGUAUUGUCCGAGGAUACCGUCCCGAAAUUAACAGCGGAAAAGGAGACCCUCCAAAAGAGUGUCAGUCACCUUACCCUCCAGCUAGAGGAGUCGGAGAAGAAAUUAGAAGAAGAAAGGUCUCUCCGUAGGAAAUUGGAGCAGGAGCAAGAAAAGAAGAUCCAGGAAGUCGAAGCAUCCUGGACCGCUGUACUUUCGGAAAAGACGAGUAACUGGGAAGCGAAGGAGAAGAGCUACGAAGAGAAGGCAGAAAACCACGAACGUUUGUUGAAGGAGAUCAAAGCCAGCUAUGAAGUUUCGCAAAGACUGGACAGUCAAGACGAUGGAGAUACCCAGCGCAGUGCAGCGACGGCUGCUGAACUUGAAAUUGUGGCAGCAGAUCUGGAAAAGACAAGCCUUAGACUAGCAGAAGUUGAAGCCCGAAAUGAGCAGUUGAGAUUGGACCUCGCACAAGCCGUUUCUCAUCCUCAUUCGGAGCCAAAACAUCGACCAGUAGAGGAAGAGCCAGAAUACUUGCGUUUGCAGUCUGAGAAUUCGUCGUUGCUGCGGAAGCUGGAGUCUGCUCGAUUUGACAAGGAUGUAGAGAAGAAUGCUUCAGAAGCAAAAUUGCGUCAAGUUGAAAGACAGAACGCUAGAGUGACAACGGAACGAGAUGAGUUGCGUACUAAGCUGGAAAAGGUCGCUGAUUACGAUGAUAUCCGUCGAGAACUUGAAAUUAUCAAAUCUAUCGAAUUUUCGACGGGCAACGAUGAUACGGCUGAUUUAAAUGAUGGUGCAAUUGAAGAUGCAACUGUCAGUACAAAUUCGAAGGAAAACAAUUUGGAACAGCUCCUGCUAGCCAGAAAUAAGAAGCUAUCAAAUGAACUCACUCUACUGAGAGUAUCACAUCGUGACCUCGAAAGCCAGUUGGAGUCACUGAGGGAGGAAUUGUCAAAAACUAACGCGGACCUGGAGCGGUCCCGUAACUUGACGGCUAACCUUGAAAAUGACCUUCUUCAAGUACAAAAGGAGACGACUCAAUCUUCGGCAAUGUCUAUUGCUGGCACAUACACUUCUCGAUACCCAUACUCAGCAAGAAGGGGCAGGGCAUCUCCCACUUCGUCAAUUAUAUCUGGAUUUGAUCAUGGCGUGGCACCCACGAACUCCCUGGAGGCCAUUCGCGCUGGUGAAGCUAUGGGAGGUGGUUCCGGAAUCCUACCAAUGGUGCAAGCACAGCGCGAUCGAUUUAAGCAGAAGAACGCCGAGCUGGAAGACGAACUUUCCAAGACGUAUGCCACCGUGAAGACAUUACGCCAAGAAAUAGCUUCUCUACAGAAGGACAACCUGAACCUCUAUGAAAAGACACGCUACAUUUCCACCUAUAACCGCGGCGGUCAAGUGGCCACUUCGUCGUCUUCAAGCGCGUUCGCGAGCCAACCCCACCAAACUUCUGCUCAUGUUGCAUCCGACGGUCCAUUCGGCAUGUACCUUGACAAAUACCACUCUGCCUAUGAAGCGCAGAUCUCGCCCUUUGCAGCAUUCCGAGGGCGUGAAUCAACCCGGGCGUACAAACGCAUGAGCCUCCCGGAGCGUAUAAUAUUCUCCAUCACGCGAAUGGUUCUUGCGAACAGAACAAGUAGGAACAUGUUCGCAGCGUAUUGCCUUGCUUUACACGUUUUAGUGUUUGUGAUGUUAUACAUGAUCAGCACUCUCGAAGUUGGAAAACAAAGUGCAACUCUCGGGUCCAUGGCAGGCGUAGCGGCCGCCCAAGGAGGUUCUGGUGCGGGAGCAUCGCCUGAGGGUUGGCAGCAAGAGGCACCCAAGAUAGAUUAG